This is a messenger RNA of Thalassophryne amazonica, 2646 nucleotides long. It is a transcript of the gene hells, whose product is annotated as helicase, lymphoid specific. Gene Ontology annotation, cellular component: pericentric heterochromatin; nucleus. Gene Ontology annotation, biological process: lymphocyte proliferation; pericentric heterochromatin formation; negative regulation of gene expression via chromosomal CpG island methylation. Gene Ontology annotation, molecular function: chromatin binding; ATP binding; ATP-dependent chromatin remodeler activity. Lineage: Eukaryota; Metazoa; Chordata; Actinopteri; Batrachoidiformes; Batrachoididae. The record is from RefSeq and is a predicted model, not a curated record.
GUUCAGAGUACGGCUUCUUAAAUCAGUUACCAUUUUACUCUUUAACGUCUUUAAAGUCUUCGUUUUAUCACCGUUUGUUCCCUUCCUGUGACGGCUAUGAACUGCCUAAAGCCAGAAAGUCGAAGCGCGUCACCUCAGUGCCCCAAACCCAACGAGUCCGAGGAGCCGCUGGGCACGGCCAUGGAAACGGGAGCCGAUGUAGGUGUGAAAUCUGAGGACGUGGCGUCUGACGUGGUCAUUACGAAGGAAAUGGAAGAAGAAGAGAAGCAGCUGAUGGAGGAAGGAGAGAGGAAGGAAAAGGAGAUGAUGGAGAAGGCGCGGGAAUCUUUGGAGCGGGAUUCCCAUGAGAUGCGUUUCAAGAGGCUGCAACAUUUGCUCCAGAAGAGCAACAUCUACUCCAAAUUCCUCCUGACGAAAAUGGAGCAACAACAGAAUGAGGAGAAACUCCGCAAUAAGAAACUUGAAAAGAAGGUCAAAAAGAAGCAGAGCACAGUCAGUGCAGCGCCUCUUAAAGAUAAAGUGAAGAGGAAAAGGGACGAGGAUUUCAAAAUAGCAGAUGUCAUGUCUAAAGAGGAAAUCAUAUCGCAGGCAAAGAAAGCAAAAGUGGAGGAGGUUCCAGCCCAGAAGAAGCUAGAAGCUGAGGACAUAGAGAGGAUGAUUGACUCCAACCAGGACAUAAAGAAUCGUUUGUCAGAGACAGUCCGAGACAACGCCAAGCACCUCCUGCAUCUGCACAGGAAGGUGAACGGCCAACCUGUGCCAGCUCAGCAGCCACAGCUCUUUACUGGUGGCAUCAUGAGGUGGUACCAGAUAGAAGGCAUUGAGUGGUUACGGAUGCUGUGGGAGAACGGCAUCAAUGGCAUCCUGGCUGACGAAAUGGGACUGGGAAAGACCAUUCAGUGCAUCGCCCACAUCGCCAUGAUGAUAGAGAAGAAGGUGAUGGGCCCCUUCCUGGUGGUGGCCCCACUCUCCACUCUGCCCAACUGGAUCAGCGAGUUCAAGCGUUUCACACCAGACGUGUCUGUGCUGCUUUACCACGGGCCCCAACCAGAAAGGGCCAAACUACUGAAACAGAUCCGCAGGCUUCACAGUCCCCUCAGCAUGUGUCCUGUGGUCAUCACCUCCUUUGAGAUCGCCAUGAUUGAUAGGAAAGUCCUACAGCGUUUCCAGUGGAAGUACCUGAUUGUGGAUGAGGGUCACAGGAUAAAGAACCUGAACUGCCGGCUGGUGCGGGAGCUGAAGACGCUGCCCACUGACAACAAGCUGCUGCUGACGGGCACGCCCCUGCAGAACAACCUGGCUGAGCUCUGGUCUCUCCUCAACUUCCUCCUGCCAGAGGUCUUUGACGACCUGAAGAGCUUUGAGUCCUGGUUUGACAUCAACACCCUCUGUGAGGCAGAGAGCGUGGUGGCCAGCGAGCGAGAGAACAACAUCUUGAGCAUGUUGCACCAGAUUCUGACUCCGUUCCUGUUGAGAAGACUGAAGUCCGAUGUGGCAUUGGAGGUUCCUCCUAAGAAGGAGGUGAUUGUUUAUGCUCCUCUUACUGCCAAACAAGAGGCAUUUUACACGGCCAUAGUCAACAGGACCAUCGCCAAGGUGCUGGGUCAGGACAAGGUGGAGGCUCCAGUGGUGCCAACAAAUGGCAGGCCAAAGCGGCGCAGUCGACGUGUGGUAGACUACACUGAAAGAGAUGGAGACACACCUUAUGACCUGGAGAAGUACUUGGAGAAAGUCCAGAAAGAGCAAGAACAGAGCUGCUCUCCAGUGAUGGAGGUCCAGAGUCCACUGGACGCUCAGAUCAACCUGAAGCUACAGAACAUUCUCAUGCUGCUGAAGAGGUGCUGUAACCACCCCUACCUUAUUGAAUACCCCCUCGAACCCGCAACACAGGAAUUCAAGAUUGAUGAACAGCUUGUGCAGACCUCUGGGAAGUUCCUCAUCCUGGACAGACUGCUGCCUGCGCUGAAGGCCAGAGGACAUAAGGUUCUGAUCUUCAGUCAGAUGACGUCCAUCUUGGACAUUUUGAUGGAUUACUGUUAUUUACGUGGGUUCCAGUACAGUCGAUUAGACGGCAGCAUGUCCUACACUGACAGGGAUAAAAAUAUCAGGAAGUUCUCCACAGAUCCAGAAGUUUUCCUCUUCCUUUUGAGCACCAGAGCCGGAGGACUUGGGAUCAACUUGACAGCUGCUGACACGGUCAUAAUAUUUGACAGUGAUUGGAAUCCCCAGGCGGACCUGCAGGCUCAGGACCGCUGUCACCGCAUCGGGCAAACCAAACCAGUGGUGGUGUACCGCCUGAUCACAGCCAAUACAAUCGAUCAGAAGAUCUUGGACAGAGCCUCAGCCAAGAGGAAGCUGGAGCAGAUGGUCAUCCACAAAAAUAAGUUCAAAGGGGGGAGGGCGGAGCUGAGCCAGAUGAGGAGCUGCGUGGACAUCGAGGAGCUGAGGGAGCUGCUGGCAGCCAGAGGCACCGAGAAGGAGGUCAAAGGGUCCAGAGGGAAGGUGAUCAGUGACCGGGACCUGGACGCUCUGCUGGAUCGCAGCGACUUACUAGGCGGGGAGGCGGGGCUCUCCCAGAAGGAGAAGUUGGGAGUCUUCAGGGUGAUUGAUGCUGAAGAAUCAUCGGAUAUCGUGUUGACCUGAGAA